UUCUUUGUUUCUGAAAAUUCGUUUUCUGUUGGCUUUCAAUGCCUGUUUACAAAUAUUCCCCCCCUUUUUCCGGAAAUUUUCCGAGAUGAUUGUAUGUAUGUCUGGUGAAUGCGCGUGGGGCGAGAAAGUUACUGGUUCGCGCGAUCUGUUGUUGCAUUUGGGUUGCGCAUGGCUUUAUAUUCCCCAUCCCCCGGCGGCGUUGUUCAAUGUUCAGUGAUCGGUGUUGCAUGGGUCGAAUCCAUCAUGCUGGAAUGGAAUGGGAUGGGAUAUUAAAUACGGGCGGGAUAUGGGAUAUGGGAUACGGAUUGUAUGUGACUAUAAGGUUCUGGAUCAAUGGAUCGGGUAUGUUUUACCUUGCGGUCCCAGACGAUGGACGAUAGUUCAUGGACGAAGGACGUUCCGAUCUCGCGCAUUUGUGUAUAUCAGAAGAAGAUCCGAGACGAACCAAACAAUAUCGAGCGAGAUAGAAUCUGUGAGGAGAAAAGAAAUACAAUCCGAUAUUGAAACUUCAUUCUUCGGGCUCAGAUAUGCGCUUCUGCCUUUCAGUAGAACUCAUCUCCUCUUAACAUCAUCCGUAGAGAGGAGAGAACGACAUACAACAUCCCCUUCACCCGUCCUCUCACGAAGACAGAUAGACAUACACUUUGCAUGUAAUCCGAAUGCAAUCAUCAAUCAGGAAAGCAAGUACUCCGUAGACGAACAUCACAAAUCACACCGACUUCCCCUCUACCGAUCAAGCAUCGGUUUGGGUGUUAAUCUGCUCAACUCUGAUACACUAAGACCUUACACAUGGCACAACGAGCAAGCAAACACCAAGCACGGAUCCCAGCUUUCCCUCAACACGCGCACGUCCAUCCGCAUCGGCAAUGUCGAUACGAUACGACGUGAUGUGAUGGCAGAUGCGAUGCGAUGCGAGGUGAUGAUGCGCGGCGAUUGCAAUACAAUGGGGCAAAGCGUAUCUUUGCUAUUGGCGGGUGAAUUGUGCUGGAAAGGAUAGGACGCUUGCGCCUUUUUCCAAUACAUAAACUAUGCAUGGACAACACUCUACUUUCGU
Molecule: messenger RNA, 1054 nt
Organism: Aaosphaeria arxii CBS 175.79
Lineage: Eukaryota; Fungi; Ascomycota; Dothideomycetes; Pleosporales
Exons: 1
Coding region: 257-997 (246 amino acids)
Source: RefSeq, a predicted model, not a curated record